This is a messenger RNA of Enterobius vermicularis (human pinworm), 471 nucleotides long. NCBI's taxonomy places the organism in Eukaryota, Metazoa, Nematoda, Chromadorea, Rhabditida, Oxyuridae. The record is from the annotation of a GenBank genome assembly.
AUGUAUUAUUUGGGAUCUGCAGGACAUAAGCCUUUCAAGAAAUCCAAAAAAAUGGGACGUGGUCAAAAAAUGUCGUUAAAGUACGGGACGGCACAUGGCGUCAUAUUAUGUUAUGAUAUGACAUGUAAAGAAUCACUCAAUUCAAUUCAUCGGUGGAUAGAAGAUGUUUCGCGAAACGCAGAUGUUGGAAUAGCAAAAGUUCUAGUCGCAACGAAAGCUGACUUAAAAGAAGACCGAUUGGUUUCUGAAGAAGAGGGAGCAGCGCUGGCCGAAGCAGAAGGGAUGUGCUUUUUUUUAGAAACAUCGUCUAAAGAGAAUAUAAAUGUUGAAGAAGCGUUUCUUAAGCUAACUUCUCAGUUAUUGAAAAAGCACGGCGGGACUAUGCUUCUAAAAUCUGGGGGUGACAAAGUCAAUAUCUCGCUGAAUACUUCUAACGUCUCGAGUUGGUCUUCUUGUUGCUAUUUCAUGUAG